AUGUCACUUAUACUCUGCACGCCGUCCGAAACCGAUGUCUCGGCGGUAUCAACGGUGCACCUGCGGGCCAUGGACGAGAACCUCCUUACGCACGCGCAGUUCCCGAGCCCGGAGGGUCUGCAGUUUUUCCACGGCUGGUUGGAGAUGAACACGCUGGAGCAUCUGAGAGACGGGGACAAGGGGGUGCUGGUUGCGAAGGAUGGGGAGACGGGGGAGGUGGUGAGUUUUGUCAAGUGGCUUGUUCAUAGGCCUGGCGAGCAGGAGCAGGUUGAAGAGGAGGAGUGGCCGGAUAUUGCGAGGGCCGAGUAUUUGGAUCCGUAUGCGGCGUUGACGGAGAGGGUGAGGAAUAGGGCUGUUGGAAAGGAGACGGCAUAUUAUCAUCCAACGUAUCUUUGCACGGAUCCUCGCUGGGCUGGACGCGGAGCUGCAUCAUUGCUUCUGCGCAAGGUCCAGGAACUCGCCACCGCAGAGGGUCUCCCUCUUGUGCUAGAAGCUACGAUGAAUGCUGUGACGUUUUACCAAAAGAUGGGCUUUGACAUCAGAGAUGAGCUAUCGAUGAUGUUGCCGCCUCGAGGGUCGAGUGAGCCUACGGAAUUUUAUGAAGAAAAGUGCAUGGUGUGGACGCCGCCGAAGGCUGCAGCGGCAACAUCAUGA
Trichoderma breve is the source of this 654-nucleotide messenger RNA. Its product is annotated as acetyltransferase (GNAT) domain-containing protein. The transcript is spliced from 2 exons. The record is from RefSeq and is a predicted model, not a curated record. Bases 1 to 654 code for a protein of 217 amino acids. Gene Ontology annotation, molecular function: acyltransferase activity, transferring groups other than amino-acyl groups. Lineage: Eukaryota; Fungi; Ascomycota; Sordariomycetes; Hypocreales; Hypocreaceae.